GACAGCGUCUCGGCAAUUGAAUCUCCACUCCAGCCACUAUCUGGCGUUUAAAACCUUUAAGACUACCCUUUCGCUCCUGAUUUUAAUUGAUGUCCCUGGAUAAUUCUCAAGCACGCGCAUUCCACACAGACGGGGAGAUAUAUUCUGCAGCACGAGGGAUGAAGCACAUUAGACUAAAACGUUUCCUCGGUCACUGAUGCGGAGGAGAACUGGGGAGUAGCAUUUUCCUGCUGCACCAAUAGCCUACUAUUCCACGCCUUUAAUCGAUGUGUUUUGUCGCAAUUCUUUCAGACGCCAGAGCUGAUUGUCAACGUUCAGACGUGCAUACUUUCCACACGUAAUAAGCCGAAAUACAUGCGUGAUUUAAGUUUAAUGUUUACAAAAGUCAUCGCAACAUUGAGUGAUCCGGGGUCCGGUUUUCACGGUUUCAGUCGCAAGGUUUGCUCGCUCCUCAUCUAAAGUGGAAGCUGACAGAGAAAACUGAUUUUGUUCUGUUUUGGGAGUAGUGGGGGGAAAAAGUCCGAGUUACAAAAGUGCGCAAUGUGCUCGGACUUUUCCAUUCUGUUCUUCGUCACAUAAUAACUGCAUUAGGUCUGGAUUUAGCCUGUUAAGAAAAUUGUGUGGGCCUGAAAAGACGCAGUCAUUUUGGAAACAAUCCAAGAGCGAUAUCAGUUGGGGAAGAGACAGCGUAUCCAAAUACCCAUGCAUGACAUCACUACCACAUAAGCCAUCACCAAAACUGGGCCCAGAGGAAAAGCAGUCACGCGGAGGUCCUGAACGGCGUAUACGUGCAAUGGGAAUUCUCGCCACUUCGAUCACAAACGACUCAGUCAUGAGACCAGCGGGAUUUUAUAUUGUCGGGUUUAGAGAUUUAAAGUUUGCCGAUUUAUAUUUAAUUUUCCUUGCCUUCAUUUAUAUUGUAACAGUUUUGUGCAAUUCCUUUAUCAUUAUCAUUAUAUGGACAGAUCAUCGCCUGCACACUCCAAAGUACAUCGCUGUGGCUAAUUUAGGGGUUGUCGACUUGAUGUGCAGUACAACCUUUAUUCCGAGUAUGAUCAAGGCUGUACUCACGAAAGAUACCUUCAUGUCCUACAAUGCAUGUUUGACACAGAUAUUUUUUUAUUACUGUUCUAUAGCACUAGAGUCAUUUUCCCUCGGUGUACUUGCCUAUGACAGGUUAAUUGCGAUAUGUUUCCCACUGAGGCACAGUUCCAUCAACACUCUCACGAGCAUGAUUAGCAUUUUAGCGAUUGUUUGGUCGUUUUGUAUAAGCAUCAAUGUGUUCGCGACCGCAGUCAUGACAAAACUGUUUUUCUGUGAUUCACUCACUGUGUACAACUUUUUCUGUGAGUAUGCCGUAUUCAAACUAUCGUGCAAUGAUUACACACUGCAAUGGACCACUGGAUCUACUUUGAGUAUAGUGAUCUUGUUUGGGCCCCUUAGUUUCAUCGUCGUGUCAUACGGCUGGAUUUUGAGAGUCGUGUUUAGAAUGAAAACUGUGGAAAGCAGGUAUAAAGCACUUGCAACGUGCACAGAACAUCUCACUGUAUUGGCGAUUUUCUACGUGCCGACCAUAACGGUGUACAUCAUUGAGCUUUUCUUAUUCCUUGUCCAUCCGAAUGUCAAAAUGGUGAACCUGUCGUUAGCCUCGUGUAUCCCGUCCUGUAUGAAUCCCAUUGUGUAUUCCCUGGCUACGAAAGAAAUUAGGAACAGAAUAUUGGCCAUGUUCCAGAAAGCCAAAGUAGCAGCCUGGGCAGAGCGGGGGUAGGGCUGAACCAUACAGUAAAUAUACAUUUUUCAAAUGAAUGACAAUCAUUAAUUUUAGGCCUCGGGGUUUCACCACAAAUGCGCAUGUCUAUGUGACGUCCAACCUAGGCUAUUGCAUAUGACUUGCAUUUUAUUGGAAAUAGGAAAUCAUUACCCGACCCACACCGGUAACACAUUAAUUCCCGUUGGAAGCUUAAGCGUUGCAUUGUGUACUGUGUCUUGGUAAAUAUUUUGUAUCAUUUUCACAUUUAUUGUCUUGUGGUGUGCUUGUGCAAUACUGUAACAUACCACGUCGCCAUUGUCAGUGAGAGCUUGUUCUCAACUGACCUACUAGGCUAAAUAAAGGUAAUUAUAUUUUUAAAAUCAUUUAUUAAAAAACUUUCGAUGUUUAAAUGAUUUUUUUCUGAAAUAAAGGAUUAAUUUCCAG
Anguilla rostrata (American eel) is the source of this 2194-nucleotide messenger RNA. Its product is annotated as olfactory receptor 1D2-like. Gene Ontology annotation, molecular function: odorant binding; olfactory receptor activity; G protein-coupled receptor activity. The record is from RefSeq and is a predicted model, not a curated record. Gene Ontology annotation, cellular component: membrane. The coding region runs from base 707 to 1768 and encodes 353 amino acids. Gene Ontology annotation, biological process: detection of chemical stimulus involved in sensory perception of smell; G protein-coupled receptor signaling pathway. The transcript is spliced from 2 exons. Lineage: Eukaryota; Metazoa; Chordata; Actinopteri; Anguilliformes; Anguillidae.